Messenger RNA from Brettanomyces bruxellensis, 1314 nucleotides. RefSeq lists its product as uncharacterized. Gene Ontology annotation, biological process: box C/D snoRNP assembly; snoRNA localization; maturation of LSU-rRNA from tricistronic rRNA transcript (SSU-rRNA, 5.8S rRNA, LSU-rRNA). Gene Ontology annotation, cellular component: nucleus; pre-snoRNP complex. The record is from RefSeq and is a predicted model, not a curated record. Bases 1 to 1314 code for a protein of 437 amino acids. The transcript has a single exon. NCBI's taxonomy places the organism in Eukaryota, Fungi, Ascomycota, Pichiomycetes, Pichiales, Pichiaceae.
AUGGAGGGGAAUGUUGGAAGCGAAGAGAAAGAACAAGAUUGCUCUGUGUGCCAUGUAAAUAAAUCAAAAUACAUGUGUCCUAGUUGUGGAACUAGAACGUGCUCAUUGAACUGCUUUAAGAGGCACAAGUUACAGAUGAACUGUACAGGGAAAAGCGAUGUCACAUUAAAUAAAACAAGGUACGCUCCGAAGGGACAGAUCACGAACCUCUCUGUUCAAAGGGAUUACAAUUUUUUGAUGAAAAUGGAUAGAAACUUAAAAGUCAGUGAAGAAGACCUUGCAGACAACAUUAUCGUAAAAACACAUAAAAGAAACAACAGAAGGCAAUUCGACUGGAGGAGAAACAAGAGAAGAGUCACGGAGCGCUAUGAUUUUACAGAUGAUAGGAAUAGGACUGUUAGGAACGGAAUCGUAAUUAAAAGACAGCCGAUUGGAAUGUCCAGGCAGAGGCUUAAUCGAUCAUACUUUGAUCAGCAGAUGAAUAAGUUCUUUUGGACAAUCGAGUGGAUUUUGAUUGAUAAUACAAUGAAACAGCUGGAUAGAAUCGUCACAUUUAAGAAUAAUGACUCUGCUAAUUUGGGCGAAAUACUUCCCUAUAAGUGGCUUGAAAAGAAAAUAUUACAUAAUGAUGUCAGCACGCAGGAAGAUAAACAUAAUGAUAGCAAUGACAAUGAAGAAGAUAGCAAGAAAACUCAGCCAAAGUGUUUGAAUGGUGAUAUUCACUGCUUUGUCAACCCUUUUGAUCGGAGGGGAACUCUAAUAGAAAUCAGUACUGAUAAAUCAAUAGGAGAAAGCUUAGCUGGGAUGCAAUUUAUAGAAUUUCCGACUGUGUACAUAUGUGAGUCAGAUGAUAUCAAAAAAGAUGGACUGGAAUUAAAGACACUAAAUCAAGUGGAGGUGAAUGCUGCACCAGAGCAAGCUCUAGAACAACAUUCGAAUUUGAAUAAUGGAUUUAGUUCAGAUCUUUUGGGGAAUUAUACAUCUGGAAGCGACUCAUCAGACAAUGAGCCUCCAGAAGAAUCAAGUACAAGAACAAAUACUGGGGUCAGUAUUGGUGCCGCGCCUUCUGCACAAAAGCCCGGCAUAGAGGUGGCUAAUUUAGGUAGCGGUGAUGUGGAUGAAAAACCAGAUGAUAAGCAUAACAAUCAGACAAGCACAAAAGAUCAAUUUAGUGAUUCGGCAGAUGGAAAAGCAAAAAAUAAAGAUGAUGCUGAUCCAGAAGAGUCUUCUUCUCAUAAGAUCAGUAAUAAGGAGAGGGAAGAAGAAAAAGAAGAAGAAGAAGAUACAAACUACUGUCCACCAGAGACGAUAUAA